UGGUCUACUACCGACUCAACUACAUGCACUUUAAUUGUAUAUUUCGGCCUUGGGCUCAACCCGACUCGAAAAAUUUCCAUUUUAUUGAUACCAUCGAAUUACUAUUUUCUGUCGAUGUAUAUAACUUUCAAUUUUGUCCUUACCUCAAUUAACUCCUAUCCUAUCGCUUUCGCAAUGGCAACACAAAAUCUAUGCUCUCACUUUUACGACUUCCGUUCGUUUUGGCAGGAUCGCCAAUGUGAUAUCCUGUAAAAUGAAUGAGAUACUCCACGAGCUACCAUUCAACCGUGCACUCCAAACGUCUAACUUUUUAUCUGACCUCGCUUCAUGACGUCACACAUACUGUAUUAGGAUGCCACAUUACAUCAUGACGUCACAUAACAGCUUUAGGAUGCCACAUCCUGCAAGGUUUUGGAGCAGUGGCAUGAAGUCAAACAACAAACAACAGUUUUUGAUAGUGCUACCUAGAAAAGGAGACUCUCAGUUCUGUAGAUCCAAUCAUUUAUUGUGCCUUUGGUCACGAAUGGUUUACCCCGUUUGCCACAAGUGAAUAUGACCUACCAAAUACGGUACUUCGUAGCGAAUUUCGUCAGCUUGUCAGCUUCUUUCAACAUUUGUUCCGAUUUGGAGAAGCAGUAUCCUGGAGCUUCAAGAAAUGACCAGCAGAACACACAGCUUUGUCCGCGGCAGUGUAGAAGGCAAUUCUAUGGAAAACUGCCAACUCAACUGUGUUGCGACAAUCAAAGGACGAUAUGUGUUGCUAAGAAUGGCGGAUAUACUCCACGGAUUAAACACAUAGAUAUCCGGCAUCGUUACAUCUGUGAAGCCUGUCGGAAUAUCAUCACAUUUAAUUAUGUCAGCUCUGAAGAACAUGUCCGAUGGACUGAUGAGACUUCUUCAACGUGCCAAGCUGGAGCGGAAUCGACGUAACAUGGGAUAAUAGUUUAAAGAGGAGAGUUGUAAAACGAAGUAACCCUUAUCUUAUAUAACCAGGCUACACAAAUAAAAUUAUCAUUCUCGUUCUGAA
Molecule: messenger RNA, 1027 nt
Organism: Toxorhynchites rutilus septentrionalis
Lineage: Eukaryota; Metazoa; Arthropoda; Insecta; Diptera; Culicidae
Exons: 2
Coding region: 553-930 (125 amino acids)
Source: RefSeq, a predicted model, not a curated record